Molecule: messenger RNA, 663 nt
Organism: Strongyloides ratti
Lineage: Eukaryota; Metazoa; Nematoda; Chromadorea; Rhabditida; Strongyloididae
Product: MSP domain and PapD-like domain-containing protein
Exons: 1
Coding region: 1-663 (220 amino acids)
Source: RefSeq, a predicted model, not a curated record
AUGUCCACUUUUCCAUUAGAAGUAGAUCCUCCAAGUAUACUUGUUUUUGAUAUUUCUUCAAAUUUAAAAAGUACUUCAUAUAUUAAAUUAAAGAAUGCCAAUAAAAGUAAAUAUGUAUUAAAAUUUAAGAGCCAUAAAAAUUCAGCAUAUAAAUUUACACCAGUUGUUACAGCUAUAGAACCUGAAAGUGAAAUAACAGUAGAAGUUAUAUUUAGAGGCGAUGAAAAAGAUAUCUAUAAUAAAUGUAGCGAUAAUCUUGCCAUUUUUGCCCUAGAAACAGCUGAAGAUUUACCACCGAGAGAAAUAUUCAAAGAUGCAGAUGAGAAUAAUAUAAAAUACAUAUUUUUAACUUCCAAAUUUAUAAAAGCAAAAAAAGAUGUUGAUGAGGUUAAAAUUAUAGAUAAAAAAAAAUUAAGAAAAUCAAAUGGUAAUAAUGAAAAAAAUAGUAAGUUAAAAAAAAAAAAGAAAAAAAAUAAUAAAAAUGAAAAAGAAAAGAAGAAAGUUAAAGACAUUGAAACCGAAGAUGAAGAAAACCAGGAUAAUAAAUUUAAUAAAGACAAAAACAAACUUCAAAACGAUGAGACCGAAGAUGUAGAUAACCAAACAAAUAAUGUCAAAAAAAGGAAAAAUAAAAUUAAAAAUGUUGAUGAAGAAGAUAAUUAA